AUGAAGUUAUGGGAAAGAGUGAUCGAACAUAGGUUGAGGGCAUGCACAAGCAUUUUGGAUAACCAAUUUGGUUUUAUUCCUGGGAGAUCUAUUAUAUAUGGAAGCAAUCCAUUUGAUAAGACAAAUGAUGAGUUUUAUAGGGUAAAGAAGAAGGAUCUUCAUAUGGUCUUUAUUGAUUUAGAGAAGGCAUAUGACAAGGUGCCAAGAGAGGUUGUCCCAUCAAGUAUUGAUGAGAAUGAAGACCAUGAAAAUAUAAAUACUACUGAAAGUCCUGAAAAUGACGAUGAAAAUGACAAUGAUGAUGCAAUAGAAAAGGAAAUCCCAAAGAAAAAAAAAAAGAAAAUGAUCUGGUGGAAUUCUACUUUUCUAAUGCUCGAAUCCGCUAUCAAAUUUAAAAAGUCUUUUGCUAGUUUGUGCAUGAAAGAUUCUGCUUGCUUUAAGGAACUUAGGAAGGUGGGUGGUAGUCCAACGGAAGAAUAUUGGAACAAGCCUCCAUGCAUGUCUACUACACAAGAUUGUUUCUCCUCUUCUAAUGCAACUUCUAUCCCUUACACUUCAAAUGUGCCUAUGAGAAGUGGGGAAUCAGGGAGUAAAUAUAAAGUUGACCCUCAACAAAUCAUGACUUCAAAGUAUGAAAGGGAUACUGGUUACUCAUUUAUUAAUGCAGGGAAAACUGAGUUGGAGAAGUAUUUAGAGGAUGCAUGUGAGCAAUUUAACUCUAGCUUUGAUAUCUUAGCAUAG
Messenger RNA from Chenopodium quinoa (quinoa), 741 nucleotides. RefSeq lists its product as uncharacterized. NCBI's taxonomy places the organism in Eukaryota, Viridiplantae, Streptophyta, Magnoliopsida, Caryophyllales, Amaranthaceae. The transcript has 4 exons. The record is from RefSeq and is a predicted model, not a curated record. The coding region runs from base 1 to 741 and encodes 246 amino acids.